AUGCUUCAACUAGUGGGCCACAUAGUUUGUGCAGAGCUAAUGAAAGAUAAACAAACGCACCCAAACGACAAAGAGAUGAAUUGUCAUUUUGUAAUAUUUUCUUUGAUUUCUAUUAUUUUCCUCUUCAACGUUCAACUCGGUCUGUGUACCGGAAAGGGUUCAACGCCAUCUCAGAGGCAAAGGCUUGCCUUGCCCAGAGUCAGCUGCUCCCAAAGGGGAAUAAAAGCCGUAUUUGGCUCCCAGGUCAAAAGUAAUAUCCGUGUAAGAGACAAGACAGGGGCAACACUUGCAGUCCCUCAGUCCGAUAGCUUGUGUGGCGUCAAAAUGGGUACGCAGAACAACCGGAGCCUCUUCUUCCUCGGCGCGUAUGACAGCUGCUAUGCUCAAAUCAAGGAUAAUAAAGUGGUCAUCCCGUUGCAAGUCCAGCUGGCAGGAGAGCUUGGCUGGUUCAGGGUAAACAUCAGCUGUUCUCUGACAGUAAGACCCAAAGAGAGGACUGCACUCUCGUCAACGAAAUUCCAUGGAAGCUGUGCCAUCCAAAAAGACUUCCGAGUGAAAUGUGGGCGAGGAAAAAUGUCUUCAGAUUCUUGCUUCGAUCAGGGAUGCUGCUACAAUACCACCGAUUCGGAAUGCUACUACAGACUCAACUCCUGCUCUCUGGACGGACACUUUGUGUUUGCUGUAAAAACUACCGAGACGAAGCCGAGAACCCUCGCAGUCAAGGAUCAGCCCCGCUGCCUCCCUUUGAUCACUACCGCAGACACUGCCGUCUUUAAGAUUCCCGUCACGGACUGCGGGGUUAAAACAAAGGUCAAUGGACGUGUUGUAAUCUAUGAGUUAGAGGUGGAGGAGCUCCCCGAUCCAAUUCGAGCAAAUCACUCUUCAUUUCGGCUCCAGAUUGAGUGUGAAUACGAAGCGUCCGCCGCGAGGCGUGCAGUAAAUCUACGUUCCAUGCGCGCAGUGACCAACCCGCCCCCUGUGGUCGCUCUGGGAACCAUCAGAGUGCAGAUGAGGAUAGCCACGGAUUCCUCCUUUACGUGUUACUUUCCUGAGGACCAGCUUCCACUGACAUUGCCACUACGUGAAACCGUGUACGUGGAAAUCGCCAUUGCUCAACCAUCACCAGAUCCCGCACUUUCCCUGCACGUCAGGGAUUGCUUCGCCUACCCCGCAUCCCGACACUCUGUGUGGAUGCUUCUCCACGACGGAUGUCCUAACCACCUGGAUGACUCGGGAAGUUCGAUCCCUGUGGACAGCCAGGGCAAAACGUACUCCCAUUCCCAAGUCAGGAGAUUUGAUGUCAAGACCUUUGCCUUUGUGAAAAAAGGCCAGCCAAGUGUGGAGGAAAUAUAUUUCUAUUGUUGGGUGGAAAUCUGCACAGAGGAUGUUGACUGUGAACAACGCUGUGCCAUCAUUUCAUCUGACGGGGAGAGACAGAAAAGAGGGGCUUCAUCUAACACUCAUCCCACCCAGCUGGUCUCAUUAGGCCCUUUCAUUCUGCGUCAGAAUAACACAAAAAUGGAGGAUGAUCCAUGUGUUCAGCAGAACUUGAUGUAUAAGGCCACAAUAUUUACAGUCGCUGGCAUCGGGACGAUGACAACACUGCUGCUGCUGGUGAUGGUGGUAUUGUGUCUGAGCAACAGGAAGUGUCACAAACAAAAGGCAACACAAACUUCUGAUGUCCAAGUCGAAGAUGCAAUAUAAUAAACUUUUCACCUCUA
Molecule: messenger RNA, 1721 nt
Organism: Syngnathoides biaculeatus (alligator pipefish)
Lineage: Eukaryota; Metazoa; Chordata; Actinopteri; Syngnathiformes; Syngnathidae
Product: zona pellucida sperm-binding protein 4-like
Exons: 12
Coding region: 1-1704 (567 amino acids)
Biological process (GO): prevention of polyspermy; binding of sperm to zona pellucida
Cellular component (GO): egg coat
Molecular function (GO): acrosin binding; structural constituent of egg coat
Source: RefSeq, a predicted model, not a curated record